Molecule: messenger RNA, 5568 nt
Organism: Anoplopoma fimbria (sablefish)
Lineage: Eukaryota; Metazoa; Chordata; Actinopteri; Perciformes; Anoplopomatidae
Gene: nfe2l1a
Product: nfe2 like bZIP transcription factor 1a
Exons: 9
Coding region: 434-3172 (912 amino acids)
Biological process (GO): regulation of transcription by RNA polymerase II
Cellular component (GO): nucleus
Molecular function (GO): RNA polymerase II cis-regulatory region sequence-specific DNA binding; DNA-binding transcription factor activity, RNA polymerase II-specific
Source: RefSeq, a predicted model, not a curated record
GCAGACUGAAACCGGGACAGAGUAGUACGCACUGCUGAACACUCUGAACUGGAAGUUGUGUGAAGUUUUCCUUGAAGAGCAACAAGAGGUUUUUUCGGAUCAACCUGUAAAAUAAUUCCCUCUUUUACACUUAGCAGCUCCAACGGAGCAGUUAGGUGAAACCUUGUAAGUCUUCCCUACCAGAGCAAUUUUUACAUUAUAAUUUAAGAGAGGGAAAGUAAAGAAUUUCCCAACCAGGUUAUUUAGGGUACCAAGGACAUUCUUUUGGGGACCCAGAGGUUUUUUCUUUCGAGCUCUUCCCCUUCCUCGGGGAGGUCAGCAGUGCCUGACAGAUCUUCUUGGGACUUACCACAAAGACAGCCCAGACACCCCUUGUGGUGGUGACUGAGCUGAGCUUCGGACUCUUUGCACGUCCUCUGACAAACCAAAGACCAUGCUGAACCUGAAGAAGUACUUCACGGAGGGCCUCAUCCAGGUGGCCAUCCUGCUCAGCCUGUGUGGGGUGAGGGUCGACGUGGGACUGGAGCCUCACCUGCCUCCCUCCUGGAACGAGAUGAUCCUGGGGCCAAGCUCGGCGCUCACCCAGACCCAGUUCCACAACCUCCGCAACCGCCUGGGGGACGGCCACGACCUGCACCCCAAGAGCGUGGACCUGGACGGCUUCUUCACAACGCGAAGGCUGCUGGGCUGGGUCCGCUCUCUGGACAGACUACAGGUUCCUCAUGCAGAGCUGGAGACAUGGCUGGUCCAGCGGGAGCCGGAUCCUCUUCCCAUGGUAUGUCCAGACCUACUGGAAAGAGCACCAGUUGGGGUAGAAAGAGACCGCACUGCCCUGCCUGUGGAAUCCAGAGAUGGACUUGGUACCCAGCAGGAAGAAGAGGAGGACGAUAAAGAGGAAGAAACGGAUGAUGUUCUCCAUCACGGUGGCACUCUGGAGGAGCCAGGAGAGGAAGAGGAGUUGGAACACCUGGGAGGGAGGACAGAGGGAAGAGGAAGACUUGGAGGUUCCUUCAGCCGUGCUAACAACCGAGAGCUAGCUCAGAAUGAAGGAGACCAGACUUCUUUCUCCCUCCAGGAUUGUUUGAGGAUGUUGGAGGAAACCUUUCCCGUCACAGAAGAACAACAGUUUCUUGAUGUUGGUGGUAGAAGUGGAGGUCUGGAGCCUCAGCCACCAGGCAGGGAGCCCUUGCUGUCCCAUAUCAUCCCUACUGGUAACCCUUCCUUGGACUUGGAGCUCCACUGGCAGGACCUGUUGGCUAUCAUGGAGCCUGAGAACACAGAAGUUGACAUGAUGACUUCAUUUUCCCCCACCCCAAAUUCAAGAGAAACUGAAACCCUCCAGGGUGUUCGGUCUGAAGCUCUGUACCAAAACUGUCGCGCCCAUGACGACAGCCUGACAGAGGCUGAGCACGAGGUCCUUUUAAUGGAGGCUCCCCUGCAGCACGGUUUUUGGGAAUCUCCAAGGCAGCCAGAGCAGGAGACAGCCCUGCUUCCCCUCACACCCAGUGCAGAGUUGGAUGACCACAGUUCAGCCUUAAACACAAUGGACACUUUGUGUGGAAACUCAAAUUGUAAUCCCUUGUACAGUAUUCCAAACCACACACAUCUGCUUGCCCAAGAUCCUUCAGAAGACUUCACUUUGGGACUAAAUGCAGAUGACAACUCGACUACCCUCAACAUAAAUCUGCUAACACAAGGUCUUGCGGAUGCAGUUGAAGGCCGUCCAGGUUCACAGUUUUCUCCCCAUCCCGACAACCAUCCUAGCUUUGAUGCUAACUUUCAUUCACGUGACUUGACACCUUCCAGUUCUACCUCAUCACCGGAGGGGAAUGGUAUGAAUCAAGAGCCUCUGACGACUCUCUCCAGUUUCUUUCUUGUCGAUGAAGAGGAGGAUGUGGAUGACGAAGAUGGUCUCCCUAGCCCACUUUGUGACCUCUUAGAGGAUGAUGUCAUCUUGGAUGAGAUGAGAUUGUUGGACCUUGCUCUGGAUGAAGGAUUCAGCCCUGAAAUGGCAGCCAAGCUGGAAGAGGAGGGUUUCCUUGAGAGUGAAGCCUCCCAACAGGAAACUGUUAGAGAUGUUGAACAGUCAAGCUCUGGCGUCUCAAGCUCUGGCGUCGCAAUCACGGACGAUCAGGGUCAACCAAGAACACAUCAGCAAGACGGCGCAGAUCAGGCAGACUCAGACUCUGGUCUUUCUCUGGACUUCAGCCGCAGCCCUGCUUCUCCAUGUGCUUCAGAGGCCUCCUCUUAUUCCUCUUCCUCAACCUCCUCUUCAUCUUGUAUGUCAGCUGUGGGAAGUCUCUUCUCUGAAGAUGAGGACGAAGACGCUGAGGAUGAAGACACUGAGGAUGAAGACGCUGAGGAAGGGUUAGUUGAUUCAGAUAUGGAAGUUGAGGUGACCAUAAAGCAGGAGGAGCUUGAAGAGGAGGAGUUGGGGGCCGUCGGAGGAGGUUACCCUGAAGAUGUUAAGAAACCCUUCCCUCCCAACUAUGGAGAUCACAAGCUGUAUAAUGGCUUGCCUUGGCUGGAGCAUAUCGACCACGAUCACACGUACAACCAGCCCUGGUCAUCCGCCUCCUCUCCAUCCAUUGGCAAGAUGUCAACCAAAUCCUCCCUGCGAGAUGACAAUGCCAAGCCUUACCGCCGGUCCUCUUCCAGACACAUCUCCGAGACCAAAAUGUGGUGCCGGGAUGAACGACGUGCACGAGCCCGGAAGAUCCCUUUCUCCAAUGAGCUGAUUGUUAAUCUGCCAGUGGAGGAGUUUAAUGACCUACUGACCAAUUACCAGCUCAGUGAGGAGCAGCUUAUACUCGUCAGGGACAUACGACGCCGCGGUAAGAACAAAAUUGCAGCCCAGAACUGCAGAAAGAGGAAACUUGACGUGCUGUUGGAACUGGGAGACAAUGUGUCAGGUUUGAGGCGCUACCGUUCGCGGCUGCUCCGAGAGAAACAGGAAGCCUUGAGGAACCUGCAGGAAAUGAAGCGACGACUGGGUUCGUUGUACCAGGAUGUCUUUUCCAGGUUGAGGGACAAGGAGGGAAUGCCGCUGAACGCUAUGGAGUUCCAUCUCAAUUUUGAGUCCGAUGGUAGCGUCUCGGUAGCUUCACGGCAACAAGGGGCGGCACUGCCGCUGGCAAAAACCAGCAAGAAACAGAGGGACAAGAAGAAGUGAGCAGGGGAAUAAGCCAUAUUCUGGCUUCUGAAGCUUUGGGCAUUAACAGGAGUGUGAUCUAACCACAGAAGAAGCAGGAAAUACCGAUGCGCUGGUUACUGAAGGUACACAGAAAUUCUUGAUCUAGUCUCAGUGGAAGGUGCUGAAAGGUACCAUAAAAUCCUCAAAAACCCAAACGGAUACUCCUGAUACUGACGUUUUUUUAUUCAAAGAUAUGGUGGGUGGCUUGAUGGAUAGAGGAACUUUGAAAAAGGUGGUGAUUAUCAUUAUGGUGAUGAUGGUGAUAAGAAAUGAUUUACUCCAGGAUGUAUUGCUCUCCAUUCUUCAUUAUGAAUAAUUUCUACACUGGAAAAGGACUUGGGUUCAUCUAUUGUAAAGUUCAAACCACUCUGCGGUACAUCUCUGCUACUACAUAGUGGGAUGAAAACAACAGCCUAUAGAUGACCUGGGACCAGCACUUUAAAAUGCUUGUUCAAUGCCUAUGCACAAUGCUGCUGGAAAACACUGAGCUGUACAAGACAGCAGAUUGAUGGCAGGCUGGAUCCUGGCUGUCAGCUGAUAUAGCUGAACAAUCACAGACACUGCAAUGACUCUGGGUCAUCAAGGAAGAGUUGCUGAAACACAGAAAGGGAAGUUGUGAUCAUGCCCCCCUCAGCUGGUAGGGCGUCUCACUCAAAGACACUUCAGCAGGUUUCUAGAUGGGGCAGUAACCACAGACUGCCCUGCUGCCAAAACGUACCAUGAUAUUUGCCAAAGCCUCUCCGGCCAUCUCCAGCAGAAGCCGUUCAAAUUCGACGGAGAGAGGAAAUAUGCCACCUUGGCCAUUUGCUGGACGUCUUGGAUUAGCAGAAAUAAAUGAAGACUGGCUUCACGUCUGGCAGUUUUCCUGGAAAUUGACCCUUGUUUUAGACCUUGUCACUGACUUUGAAGGUAUCAAAGACAAUUCGCAAACAGCAAAACUUUGAUUUGGCUAUAUAAGCUAUGAUUUGGCGGAUAGUGCACUUGGAGCUCCACCCAUUUUCACACCUGUGUAAACCUGGCCUGAAACUCACCAGAAAACUCAAUACAUAAGUCUGUUCUGAAUAUGAUUAACUGACUGAGGAGUAAGAGGGGCCUGCACUGAAUUUUUUUUUUUAUGUUCUGAAUGCAUGAUAGUAUUGAGCCUGUGCCUUAGGCAGAAAUGUUUUUUUGUUUUUUUUAUUGUAUUUUCAACACACCUGUGUAGCUGUAGAAUUGAGUACUUCAAAUAAUAUGGUGGGAAUCUGUAUACCAAUGUAGCUCAAGGUUUAGCCCGCCCACCACCAAAAUGCAAAACACAGGAUUGGAACCUGUUGUCAGAUCUUAUAUACAUGAGUAAAACCAUACCAACAGUCUCUUUUUUCCUUACUGUGUUACUCCGUUUUUUAACAUCCUCUUAUUUGGCCAUAUUGCUCCAUUAAUUUGGCCAACAUAGCUUUUGCCAGCUAGCAAAAAAUGCAAUGUUUAGUUCAGGAAUACAGAGCGAACUAAAUCUUCUCCCCCUCUUUUACAGCACACAAACAUAUCUAACAGCCCUCAAAUUUAUUCAUUUAUAUUUUUUUGAUUUAAACAAGCCUCUAAAACUUGCUUUUUCUGAACAGAGAACUGUUUUUUUAUUGUGCAACAGAGCUCCACUUCAUUUUUAUUUAUUUUUUAUCUGGAUUUACUCAUUUCAAACAUGGUUUGGUAAACUCUGAUUAGAAAUAUAUAAAUAACAAGGCUGAUCCAAAGGUAUCUCAAGAAGGCCGCCAUUUAAAAAAAGUGUGUUUAUAGUACUUGAUCACAUUUAAAAUUGGAAUUUAAAGUUUUGGUGCAACAGAAUGAAAUUUAUUUAAGGAUAAGAGUAAAAAACUAAACUGAUUCAAACAGGUUCAAAAUGAAUCUUUGAGCUAGUUUUAAACUUUUGGUGCAGCAUGAUUUAAUCUGGUUUAAAAAGUAAUCCUUGUUGGUGCACCCCAGGCCUUAAUGUUUUAAGAGUGGUAGGUCAAAAUGUCCUCUGUUAAAAAGAAGUGGUUUUGAUGAAAACUCAUGCAACUGUUUUGUUGGCAAAGCAAAUUUAGAAUUUCUCAGGAAUGAGCACAGCCAGAAGAACAUGCUCACAGUAACUACUGUGUAGUCAGACCUCCGACCUCCGACAAACACAUUAUUUUCAGGCUAGAAAAUGUGUGACACCUCAAUGGCAGAUAAAUGCAGUGGACUGAAACUAAGGAAAUCCUGUCCUUCACAUUUAUGAAGACUAAUAAUAACCUGCCUAUCACUAACACUGACGGAACAAGCUUUUAUUAUUUGUUUAAGUGUUUACUUGUUGUGCUUGCUGGUAUUCAAGGAAGUGGGACCUUGUCUUCUUUAAUUCAAAAAAUAAAAAUAAAUAAAUUGUA